Messenger RNA from Prorocentrum cordatum, 3906 nucleotides. NCBI's taxonomy places the organism in Eukaryota, Dinophyceae, Prorocentrales, Prorocentraceae. The record is from the annotation of a GenBank genome assembly.
GAGUUCAUCACCAUCAACGCGAACUCCCUGGGCACGCUGGAGCGGGUCAUGAUGCAGGUGCGCUACUUGGUGCAGACGCUCGCCAUCAUGGCACAGGAGCUGCAGGCCGACGAGCACAGGAUUAACUUGUUCGUCGGGCGCAUGGAGAAGCUGGGCUGGAGGCUUGGCAUCGUGCCGAGCGUCAAAAAGGAGGGAAGCUGGAGUGGGGGAGUCUUGGUGGCCACGCGGUGCCGCCAGGGCAUGGACUUCGCACGGAGAGGUAUCAACAGCUGGGACAUCUCACCGCCAGCCUCGAGGGGAAGACUAGCCGUGGCAUGGCUAGAUGGAGUGUGCAAGGGAGGCCUGCUCUUCGGGUCGGCUUACCUUUGGACCAGCGAGGGCCUCACGCGCAGGAACGAGCUGAUCCUCACCAAGUGGGCGAGCGUCGUCAACGCCACUGGCUACCAGUGGGUGCUCGUGGGCGACUUCAACAUGGACCCGCACGUCAUCAGGGACUCGGGGCUGCUCUGCAGGAUGAACGGGAUCAUCGUGCACGACAGGCAGCAGGGCUCUUGUACGAUGCUCGGGCAGCAGUACGACAGAGACUACUUCAUCGUCUCGAAGAGCCUGGUCCUCGGGCCGCUGGAGGCGACGGUGCAGAACGGCUACAACGUGUCGCCGCACUCCCCCGUCGUGCUUCGGCUCGCGAGGCAGCACAGGGACGACCGGAUGGUCUACGUGCUCCAGAAGCCGCAGCGGUGGCCGCUGGAGUUACCCAUGGGGUGCGCGACGCUCCCAACGCAUUGGCCUCGCCCUCUGCCGAGGCACGGAGGGCACAGCCAGGACGUCAUGGAUGACCACUGGCGGGCGCUGGGCGUGGCCUACGAGGAGCACCUCAACCGCUUCCACAACUUCGAGGGAGAGGAGUUGACGCGGCGGCAGGGGCACUACGAGCAGGCCAUCUACAAGUGGACCUACACGGAGGCGCCGAGGCUGAAGGAGGCGUCCAGGGAGCAGGCCUGGGCAGAGGCAGCCGAGUGGCUGUCACGACGGCUCAGGCAACUGACAAACUUCGUGACGCGCUGGUGGACCAGCGAGACCGACGAGACGAGGCGGCAGGCAAUCCACGUGGCCGACACCAUGUUGGCCCACGAGAUCGUCAUGCCGCUGAUGAGGGCGGCCCCGGAGGCCCUCGCGGCGGCCCCGCCAGGGGGCUCCCUGGGAGGCCUGCAGCCCGCCACCGAAGAGGCAGCUGCCGGGGCCGCUGGAGACGACCCUGCUGGGGGCGCCGCACCGCAGCGGUGCCCUUUUGCAGUUGGCCCGCAGAGUGAAAAGGGCACCGCGUGGGAAGACGAGGCGGCGUCGCUGGUGUCGGAGAACGAGGACACGUCCCUCCCCGACCUCCCCUGCGAGGAGGCGGAAGUGGUACAGAGCCGCCUCGCGGCUGGAGCGCUACCCCGCGGGGGGGAGCAGCCGGGCGCCGAGGAGCAGCUCACCUGGGACACAGUGCAGUGGCCCGCCAUCGUGAACACGGUGGGCAGCAUCGAUGUGACGUCGACAGGCUGGAAGAGGUGGCUACGUGACCACGGAGCAGCAAGCGCGGGGGCCAUACACAAGUGGACCAAGCCGCACGUGCCGUGGCAGCCGACUGCGCCACCACAGAACGAGAACAUCAGCGAGCACGCGCUCGCGCACCCCCAGGAGGCCGCUGAUCACUCGCUCGCGGGCUGGGAGGAGGAGUACAGGACGCCACCCAUCACGCCCAAAGAAGUGCUGGACGCCAGUGACAAGUUCCGCGCCAAGACGGGCCUCGGAGAGUCGGGCUGGCAUCCGCGACUCUGGAAGCAGGGAGGCGUCCAAGGGGCAGCGCGCGUGGCAAGCGUGCUCAACGCGGUGGAGGCAGGGUCACCAUGGCCCGAGCCUCAAUCCACCAUCCUGUUCUACCUGCUCGCGAAGCCCGCAGGAGGUUACAGGAACCUCGGCUUGAUCCCAGAGCUGGCGAGGUUGUGGGAGACCAUCCGGUUCCCUUUCGCCAGGCGCUGGGAGGAGGCGAACAGACGGGCUUAUGACUGGGCUGCCAAGGGCCGCUCAAGCGAGCGGGCGGCCUGGGUCCAGGCGCUCUUCUGCGAGGCGACCGUCGGGGAGGGGCUGGAGUACGCCGUGACGUACUUCGACUUGGUCAGGUGCUUCGAGUACGUGACCCACGAGCUGGUCUGGAAGGCGGGCUCGCGGUGGGGCUUCAACCGCCUCAUCCUGAAGGUCGUCCUCAGGAUCUACGCGAUGGUGAGGCGCAUCGUCCUCGACGGGUGCUACACGCGUGGGCGGCGCUGGGCCAGGGGCAUUGUGGCAGGAAGCAGGUUCGCACCCCUCUGCCUCAAGAUGGUCCUAUACAUGGAGCUGGACGGGGUCGUCGAGGCCUUCCCCUGGGCGGACACCUGCCUGUUCUUCGACGACCUGGCGAUGGCGACGCACGGCGUCAGGGAGUUCGUGCAGUACUGGCAUUCCCAGCUUGUGCAGACGCUGAUCAACAUGUUCGAGGUGGUCCUGGACAUGCGGGUCUCCCGGGGCGAGGGGGGCAAGACGGUCACCCUGGCUUCGACCUCGGCCUUGAACGCGGAGCUCGGCAAGCGCAUCCGCACCCACGGCGUGAGGAUGGUGAAGGAAGAGAAACACCUCGGCGUUACGACGGCCGCGGGCAGAUACCGGCGAGUGGGGGCUUUCAGCAAGAGGGCAGUCAAGUUCGCCGCCAGACGGGAUCGGAUCGCGAGGGUCCGGCGAGCCGGGGGACCCGCACACAAGGUGAUCAGGCACGCCAAGGUGCCGUCGCUGCUCUACGGCGUCAAUGUCAUGGGUAUGGCCGACACCAAGCUGGGCGAGCUGCGGCAGAGCGUGGCGACGGCCAUGGCUGGUAAUGCGAAGGGGCGGUCCACGUACCUGACGCUGCUGGCCGACGACGUAGACCCAGGCAUUCUGGCCAACGCGUCCCCGAUCCUGGCGUGGGCGCAGACCUGGCAAGAAGCAGAGGACGACCCGAGUCUCGUGCCGAGGCUCCAGGUGAGAGGCCCAGCAGGGGCCUUCGUGGCGACGGUCAAGAGGCUCGGCUGGAUGACCCAGGCGGCGCAUUCGAUUGCCAUCGGCACCAACAUCAUCGACCUGAGGACGAUUCCCCUCCACGAGCUGCAUCACUACGUCCGCGCCGCCACCGAGCAGGGCCUCAAGGACGCGUGGUUGGCCAAGGGGGGGAGCGAGUUCAACGUGCAUUCGGUCUUCGUUGAGCCUGUGAGGGCGCUCCUGCGGCGGCCAUGCCGCGGGCGCUGGACGCAGGCGCACCAGACGCGCGUGAGGACGCUCUGGUGCGGGGGCACGUGGCCGCAGGCGCGGCUGCAUGCCAAAGGAGCGGCACCCGACGCCAUCUGCAAGGCGUGCAACCAGGGCGAGGGCACGGACAGACACCGCACCUUCGUCUGCGCGGCGCGGCAGGAGGAGCGUCGGCGCGUGGGUGGCGCCCACAUCGUGCAGCGAGGAGCCAACCCAUGGCCAGGGUCCGAGCAGCUCUGGGGCCGUGGGCUGGCCAACGACCCCGCGGUGGAGCUCGGCCUGUGGGACAUCGCCGUCGCCGACACCAUUCACGUCGAGGGCGACUUCGCGGGUUUCGCCGCGGGCCGAGUGUACUCCGAUGGCAGCCUGUUGUACGGCAAGUACGCUGCCCUACGACGCGGAGGUUGGUCAUUCGUGCAGCUGAACGAGGACAUGUCCUUGAAGUACGCAUGCUACGGGCCCCUGCCAAGGCCACAGUGGCAGCAAUCCAUAUUCCUGAGCGAGCUGAUGGCCGUGCUCCGCGUGCUGGAGGUGGCUUGCCCGCCCAUCAUCAUCGUCUCCGACUGCCAGUCGGUCAUCGACGGGUUUCUGAGAGGGCCCUCGUGGGCG